AUGGAAGACAUCGAUUUCACGAUUGAUGAGACAGACCCCGAGGUACAACAAGGCUCUGGGAACUUCACUGUUCUAAAAGCCCACUAUUUACUUCAAAAAUACCUUAAAUCUUCAGAUCUUAGCUCAAUCACACAUACAGCAGCCGAGAUCCACAAUAUGCUUUGCGUCCAAAAUGCUGAUCCCAACGGAGAUGACUCAAAUGCAGAGUGGGAGCAUACUAUGUUCACUCAUACACUCUUGGACUUGGUGGGCAAAAUCCCACAUUCCCAUCCAGCCCAAGACGAUAUUAUUCGCUUAUUGGUCAGACUCAAAACCUCAACCAAGCUUAAUAUUGCUGUCAAUGAUCCAGAAUACGAAUGGCAAUUUUACGUCGGCCUCACCUACUUUUAUCGGGCUUUCAGAGAACGAUGCUGUGAUGCUCGUUUUGACCCUUCUACUUCCGAAGAGACACAGUUUAUCAAUGAAUCGGCCUUUCUGGCUCGUUUGUCGGCUGCGCACAUGUAUUCCGAUGCGAGUGUUGCUGUGACUGGCUUAUGUCAAACAUUGGAAACAGAGGACGCCUCCGAAAAUCCUCGUUACAAUGGCUUUAUUGCUGCAGCAUCCAUGUGGAUAAUUCAUGCUGGUCAGUGGAUUUUCGCCGAAGUCGUUCGGUCACCUCGUGGAACCAGCAAAGGAGACGAGGGAAUAUGGAGCAAUGGUCCACUCUACACAGGCUCUGUUCAGGGCAUAGAGCGUUGGAAAUUUUGGCGAAAGGCAUUGGAAGACUCUCAGGCAAACGUUCAAAUUAGUUCUGAGUCCCGAGCCCUCGCAGGAAAAGCGAAAGACUUUAUGGAUGCUGUUGAAAGACUAAAUACCUAUUGA
Messenger RNA from Penicillium brevicompactum, 861 nucleotides. RefSeq names its product DUF3632 domain-containing protein. Lineage: Eukaryota; Fungi; Ascomycota; Eurotiomycetes; Eurotiales; Aspergillaceae. The record is from RefSeq and is a predicted model, not a curated record. Bases 1 to 861 code for a protein of 286 amino acids. The transcript has 3 exons.